AUGUCUUCAUCACGGCCUGGCCAGUCCUCAAGCAAUUCAGCAAGAUCAAAACAUAGUGCUAGGAUCAUUGCACAAACUUCUCUGGAUGCAAAGCUUCAUGCAGACUUUGAGGAAUCAGGAAGCUCGUAUGACUACUCAAGCUCGGUGCGUGGAACAAAUGUAGCUGAUGGAGAGCAGAGACCAAAGUCUGACAAAGUAACUACAGCUUACCUCCAUCAAAUUCAAAAAGGGAAGUUCAUCCAGCCAUUUGGGUGUUUGUUGGCCCUGGACGAGAAAACAUUCAAAGUUAUUGCCUACAGUGACAAUGCUCCCGAAAUGCUGACGAUGGUCAGUCAUGCAGUUCCAAGUGUGGGAGAUCAUCCGGUUCUUGGAAUCGGUGCUGAUAUAAGAACUAUUUUCACUGCUCCAAGUGCGGCAGCAUUGCAGAAGGCCUUAGGAUUUGGUGAGGUUUCUCUGUUGAACCCCAUCUUGGUUCACUGCAAAACCUCUGGGAAACCAUUUUAUGCUAUAAUCCACAGGGUAACAGGUAGCUUAAUAAUUGACUUUGAGCCUGUAAAGCCUUAUGAGGUCCCAAUGACUGCUGCUGGGGCAUUACAGUCUUAUAAGCUUGCAGCCAAGGCCAUUACUCGCUUGCAAUCCUUGCCCAGUGGAAGCAUGGAAAGGCUCUGGGACACAAUGGUUCAAGAGGUGUUUGAACUAACUGGUUAUGAUAGGGUGAUGAUAUAUAAAUUUCACGAUGACGAUCAUGGAGAGGUGGUGUCAGAGAUCACAAAGUCUGAUCUUGAGCCUUAUAAAGGUUUGCAUUAUCCAGCAACAGAUAUUCCACAGGCUGCUCGCUUUUUGUUCAUGAAGAAUAAGGUCCGAAUGAUUUGUGACUGCAGAGCAAAACAUGUGAAAGUGAUUCAAGAUGAGAAGCUUCAGUUUGAUCUGACAUUGUGUGGCUCAACGCUUAGAGCUCCACACAGUUGCCAUUUACAGUAUAUGGAAAACAUGAAUUCGAUUGCAUCUUUGGUAAUGGCAGUUGUAGUCAAUGAUGGGGAUGAAGAAGUUUCUGAUUCUGCACAGACACAAAAGAGAAAAAGGCUUUACAGUUUAGUAGUAUGCCAUAACACAACUCCAAGGUUUGCUCCUUUCCCUCUCCGAUAUGCCUGUGAAUUUCUUGCACAAGUGUUUGCCAUCCAUGUCAACAAGGAAUUGGAAUUGGAAAAUCAGAUUCUUGAGAAGAAUAUUCUGCGAACUCAGACUAUCUUGUGUGACAUGCUGAUGCGAGAUGCACCUUUAGGUAUUGUGUCUCAGACUCCCAACAUAAUGGAUCUUGUGAAAUGUGAUGGGGCUGCUCUAUUUUACAAAGACAAGAUACACAAGAUGGGAUUAUCACCAACUGACUUCCAGCUUCACGACAUAGUGUCAUGGCUUACUGACUACCACAUGGAUUCGACAGGACUCAGUACUGAUAGCUUAGAUGAUGCGGGCUUCCCUGGGGGUCUUGCUCUUGGUCAUGCAAUCUGUGGGAUGGCAGCUGUGAGAAUAACUGAUAAGGACUGGCUUUUCUGGUUCAGGUCACACACUGCUGCAGAAAUCCGAUGGGGUGGUGCGAAGCAUGAACCAGAUGAGAAAGACAAUGGUCGAAAGAUGCACCCUAGGUCAUCAUUCAAAGCGUUCCUGGAAGUUGUGAAGACACGAAGUUUACCUUGGAAAGAUUAUGAGAUGGACGCGAUCCACUCUUUGCAGCUUAUACUUAGAAAUGCAUUUAAGGACAGGGAUGCAGAUGCCAAGGAUAUCCAUACGAAACUGAAUGACCUCAGAAUCGAGGGAAUGGAGAAGCUAGAAGCAGUGACAACUGAGAUGGUCCGCCUGAUUGAAACUGCCACUGUGCCAAUAUUGGCUGUUGAUGUAGAUGGGAAGGUCAAUGGGUGGAACACAAGGAUUGCUGAGUUAACUGGUCUACCUGUCGAUGAAGCAAUUGGUAGGCAUUUACUAACACUGGUGGAAGAUUCUUCGGCUGAUGCAGUGAAUAAGAUGUUGGAAUUGGCUUUGCAGGGGAAAGAAGAACAAAAUGUGCAGUUUGAGAUCAAAACACAAGGGUCAAGGAGGGAUUCUGGUCCAAUCAGCUUAGUUGUGAAUGCUUGUGCAAGCAGGGAUGUCAGGGAGAAUGUUGUGGGGUUAUGUUUUAUCGCCCAAGAUAUAACUAUCCAGAAGAGUAUUAUGGACAAGUUCACCCGAAUUCAAGGUGAUUACAGAGCUAUUAUACAAAAUCCCAACCCAUUGAUCCCUCCGAUAUUUGGUACUGAUGAAUUUGGCUGGUGUACGGAAUGGAAUUCUGCAAUGAAAAAAUUGUCAGGCUGGAGUAGAGAGGAUGUUAUCAAUAAAAUGAUUUUGGGGGAGGUUUUUGGGGCACACAAAGCUUUCUGCCGUCUUAAGAAUCAAGAAGCUUUUGUAAAUUUUGGUAUUGCUCUCAACAAGGUUGUAACAUGUCAAGAAUCUGAAAAAGUUCCAUUUGGUUUUUUGGCAAAGAGCGGGAAGUAUGUGGAGUGUCUGCUAUGUGUGAGCAAAAAGUUAUAUGGGGAAGAUGCAGUAACUGGUGUAUUUUGCUUCCUGCAACUUGCAAGUCAAGAGUUACAACAAGCACUUCAUGUUCAACGCCUAUCAGAGCAAAUUGCAGUUAAGAGAUCGAGAGUCUUGGCUUACAUAAGACAGCAAGUUAAGAAUCCUCUUUCUGGGAUUAUAUUUUCGCGGAAGAUGAUAGAAGGAACUGACCUGGAUGAAGAGCAGAAAAAACUUCUGAGUACUAGUUCUCAUUGUCAGCAUCAGCUCAAAAAAAUUCUUGAUGACACAGAUCUUGACAGCAUCAUUAAUGGGUACAUGGACCUGGAAAUGGUGGAAUUUAAGUUGCAUGAUGUAUUGAUUGCUUCUAUUAGCCAAAUCGUAAUGAAGAGCAAUGGGAAGGGUAUUAUGAUAGUUGACAAUUUGGACAAAAAUCUAUCAUUCGAAACACUUUAUGGAGACAGUCUAAGGCUUCAACAAGUCCUGGCUGAUUUCUUGUUAAUAUCAGUUAAUUUUACACAGAGUGGAGGCCAGCUUUGUGUUGCAGCAAACUUAACCAAAGAUUCAUUAGGUGAAUCUGUUCAGCUUGCUCAUUUGGUAUUCAGGAUAACACAUACAGGCUGUGGAGUACCGGAACAAUUGCUAAGCCAAAUGUUUGGGAGUGAUGCAGAAGCAUCCGAGGAGGGCAUCAGCCUGCUCAUCAGCAGAAAAUUAGUAAAGCUUAUGAACGGAGAUGUCCAGUAUUUAAGGGAGGCCGAAAGUUCAACCUUUAUCAUAUCUGUUGAGCUUGCAGUCGCUAAUAAACCACGUGCAUGA
Molecule: messenger RNA, 3360 nt
Organism: Fraxinus pennsylvanica
Lineage: Eukaryota; Viridiplantae; Streptophyta; Magnoliopsida; Lamiales; Oleaceae
Source: the annotation of a GenBank genome assembly